AUGCAGUCUCAAGUUGAUCAGAAGCAAAUCCCCAAUAACUUCCCAAAUAUCCCACCCUUCCCGGACGAUAUCGCCACAGCACCUCUUCUUCGGUUAUCACUAGGGAAGCUCAUUGCCGGUGACCCUUCAGAGUAUGCAAAUUUAUUCCAAGCUUCGAGCGACAUAGGUUUCUUCUACCUCGAUCUGUCAGACUCAGAACAGGGAUCCUCGCUCCUCGGCGACGCAGAUACCCUAUUCAAACUCGGAGAAAGGCUUUUCGAAUUGAGUUUAGACGAGAAAAAGAAAUACGACUUUAGCAGACAGAACUCAUACUUCGGAUAUAAAGCGCAAGGUGUGGCAGUAGUUGAUAAGCAGGGGAAUCUGGACCGGAACGAGUUCUACAAUGUCUCGAAAGAUGAUAUAAUGGGAGUUAGUGAUCCUUUGCCUGCACCAGAGGUCUUACAAGAAAGUCGGGUGCAGCUGGGAUCGUUUAUGCAGGGGUCACAUGCGAUAGUAACCCUAAUCCUCGACAUCCUGAACGACCAACUGUCCCUACCAAAAGGCACUCUACCCAAUCUCCAUAGACGACAAGCAGUAAGCGGCGAUCAAGUCCGUUUUGUGAAAGCACCACCACAGCCAGUGGACGACAGACGCACCGCACUGGGCCAACACACUGAUUUCGGCAGCGUGACGGUCCUUUUUAACCGACUCGGGGGUCUGCAAGUACUACCACCUGGAACGGACGCCGAAUGGGUUUAUGUUCGACCACUUCCUGGACAUGCGAUUGUGAACCUUGGAGAUGCAAUGGUCAAGUUCACGAACGGAUUGUUCCGGUCGAACAUCCACCGGGUUGUGGCACCGCCUGGUCUCCAGGCUGAGUCGACGAGGUAUAGUCUCGUGUACUUCGCACGACCCGAGGAUAGGGUGAUGUUGCGUCGGUUGGAGGGGUCUGAGCGGAUUCCGAGGAUGGAGGAUGGUCAGACUGAGGAGGAGAUUAACAGUAAAAACUGGAUCAUCCGGCGGGCUUUAGGGAGGAGGGUUGACCUUGUUGAUGAUAUUGAUUACGAGAAGUCUGCUGGGACGGAGCAGAUUAGUAUGCGGAUCAAGGUUUAG
Penicillium antarcticum is the source of this 1092-nucleotide messenger RNA. RefSeq names its product putative oxidoreductase, 2OG-Fe(II) oxygenase family. Gene Ontology annotation, molecular function: dioxygenase activity. Lineage: Eukaryota; Fungi; Ascomycota; Eurotiomycetes; Eurotiales; Aspergillaceae. The coding region runs from base 1 to 1092 and encodes 363 amino acids. The record is from RefSeq and is a predicted model, not a curated record. The transcript has 2 exons.